CAAACCACAUGCCAACAAGACCUCUUCUCUUCAACAACUACAUCUACCUCAAGUAUACGAUUCCUCUAUUGCAGUUUGUGUGGGGACAUCUAUAAACAUCAUACACAGCCCUCUGAGUACUCAAGAGAGAACCAUAAAAAAUAUACGCCACAACGUCCGUGUAUCAGCACUAUGCACACUAUGCACAAUAUGACCAGAGUCUGCAUAUCUCUUCCCAGUACUUGUGAAUCCUCUUUUGUCAUGUUCUCGAAAAUCGAACAUAAUCAUCGAGGAGUAGAGACGUGCGUGUCACGUCUUGUUCAUUCAUCAAUAAGCCCUUCGUCUUCUCCUUACAAGUACAUGAUUUUAUAG
This is a messenger RNA of Periconia digitata, 351 nucleotides long. NCBI's taxonomy places the organism in Eukaryota, Fungi, Ascomycota, Dothideomycetes, Pleosporales, Periconiaceae. The record is from the annotation of a GenBank genome assembly.